Molecule: messenger RNA, 1002 nt
Organism: Aspergillus thermomutatus
Lineage: Eukaryota; Fungi; Ascomycota; Eurotiomycetes; Eurotiales; Aspergillaceae
Exons: 1
Coding region: 1-1002 (333 amino acids)
Molecular function (GO): peptidase activity
Source: RefSeq, a predicted model, not a curated record
AUGUCUUCUGUAGCGCCCAACAGCUCGCUCUCCCUCUCCACUCGUCUCCUCUGCUACCUGGGUCCUCCAUCCGCCCUUCUGCUCAUAGCCACCACAUCUCCGAAAGCCGCCCUUCUCUCCCCUCUAAGCCUAGUUCCAACGGCCGUGUUCUACAGGACAUGGAGAAAACGCCGCAAUGCCUCUCCCUCUCGACACGCGGAGCUAGAACCACUCCUCUGGACUUUCACCUUGAGCGGCACCCUCGGUUUAGCCGCCGCCGCAGCUGUCCAAAUGGGCAUUUGCCAAGCCAUGAGCGCCGUCCUCUUUUCCUCCGACGAGCUACGCACUGAAUUCUGGACUGAAUUCGGUCGUACAACCAUUGCUGGGUUAAUAGAGGAGCAACUCGGUCGUCGGGCCGAACUAGCUUCCUCGUGGCAGAACUGGGUUUUCAACGGCGCUUUGACCUAUCUUGCCGCGGGAUUAGUCGAGGAAGUCCUGAAAUAUAUCCCGGUCAUCUAUGCGCGACGGAGAGAUGUCACCAAGAAACAACGCCGCGAAAGGGCGUACAUUGACUACGUUCUUGCCGGUGCAUUAGGCUUCAGUGUCGUUGAGAAUAUUGGGUUCAUUUAUACAGCCUGCGAGGGAGGCCAGGAGAGCUGGCCUAGAUUACUGCUAACCUUCGUCGAGAGAGUGGUGCUGGGACAACUAGGGCAUCUUUCUGUGGCUUGUCUGACGGCAUUGCGGGCUACGCGGAGGGAUUAUUUUGGGGACUCAUUAGGGUUGUGGGGAGUGAUUGGUCCCGCGGUAUACUUUCAUGGGACGUAUAAUUUUGCGGUCAUGAGUGCCAGUGCUAUGGAGGGGAAUGUGGGUUGGAUUCAUCCAAAGGGGCUGCGGAAUUCAGUGCUAGUCCUUGGGUUGGUUUCGGGGAUCAUUGGGCUGGCCGUUCAGAAGGUGAAACGGGAAUGGAAAAAGGUGAAGAAGUAUGAACAUGACCAUUCAAAAGAUGGCAAGAGGCAGAAAUAG